AUGGAUGAUAAUCCAAGAGCUUGGUCCAACAGUUAUGAACUGCUAGUUCGACGCUUAGUGCAAGCUGGGGAAGAGCUUGAAGCGUCGUAUGAAAACUGCGAAUGUAAAAGUGAAGAAAAUUCUAUAAUCGGUGAUAAAAGGAAUAAUAUGCAGUUAGAAGAAUCCUCACCCUCACCUAAAACUUUCCAACGAGCUCCUCGGGACAUGAGCCCAUUGAUGACGACGAUCAGAAAUCCAACACACGCGUUAGAUUUGCGUUCUCUGAUUUACGUUGAGGCUGUCAACUCGAAUCUUAUUUGUUACAUUUGUCAGACUCCCUUCAUUGAUCCGGUAGUUAUAGAGUCAUGCGGGUCUUGUAUAAGUCAAGCCAUAAAAUCAAGACCAACUUGCCCAGUUGACCGUUCCAGACUUUCUGAUGUCAGUGAUCUUAAACCUGUUUCCGAGAUAAUAUUCAAUAUGGUUAACGAGUUAUUAGUUUAUUGCCCAAACAAAAAACUUGGCUGCAAUUAUCAAGGCCAACGUCAACUAUUGAGUUGUCAUUUUAAAGAAGGAUAUAUGUACACUAUUGUAGUAUUAUAUGUUGUAAUGAGGAAUGUCAAGAAGCAGUAUUUUAAAAAGGGGCAUUGUGACUCUUGUCCAAUGAAGCAUAUCGAGUCGAUAUUAUUCACAAUACAUGUUCCACGAAGAGAUUGA
Messenger RNA from Dentiscutata erythropus, 693 nucleotides. Lineage: Eukaryota; Fungi; Glomeromycota; Glomeromycetes; Diversisporales; Gigasporaceae. The record is from the annotation of a GenBank genome assembly.